This is a messenger RNA of Pecten maximus, 2619 nucleotides long. RefSeq lists its product as uncharacterized. NCBI's taxonomy places the organism in Eukaryota, Metazoa, Mollusca, Bivalvia, Pectinida, Pectinidae. The record is from RefSeq and is a predicted model, not a curated record. The transcript is spliced from 5 exons. Bases 1 to 1836 code for a protein of 611 amino acids.
AUGAUUUACCCGAAGUAUAUUGUCAAGCCCACAAUUUCAUCCCGAUACAAACCACUAACAGAACAUCUGUCUGAAAUUGAAGAGUUCAAACCUCUAUGUGUUGACGAGUAUACCCCAGGAGAUACACGCCAAAGACGUCAUUAUAUUGACAAUUUGAAGAACGGACUUCCCUACAAAUGUAUUCUGUUUCGAGUGUCUGCAGGGAAUAACCUCGGUACACACAAUUUCAUAUGGAGAGUUCCUAUGAACACUAUCCAAAAAGAAGACGUCUUGACAAAAAACAAUGAUGUAAUACAAGGUAUCACCAAAGAUUUACCAACAUACCAUACCAGGUUCAUGAAAAGAAACUUCCUGCAAAAGGUAACUCUGUUGUGUGAUGUUAAGCCAAUGGAAGCCCGCUGCAUUUACAAAGAUCUUACCGGUGACAAUAGUGCACCGGAGACUUCAAAUGAAAAGAUAAUUGAUGAGAAAGUGAAGCAGGCCUUCGAGCUACAGGACCCGGAUGUGAUUCUUGACCUACGAGAACAUAAUGAAGGUCAGCCAACCAAAUACUCUGUGUUUUUUGAUCACGCUAAAACAUAUAUUGAAAAUGUAGUGGAGACAGCUGUUGAUGACAGGAGGCAUGAUACAAUACAACAUCUGGCUACAGCAAUGUCUGUCAGAGACCUUCUGAACCAAGUGAAGGGUACUUGUCCAGAAGGAACACCCAUACCUUCUGAACAGUGGUUGAGAUUGCAAUUUGCACCCAAAAACCACUCAUCAAUAAACUCAUUGCAGUACACUGGGAAUUUACAUGUGAAAUACCAAGUACAGAGCAGGCAAUUGCGAAAAAGUCAUAUAGACUUGCAUUAUGCAUCAGCAAUAUUUCGUUAUAUGAAAGACUUUGCAGUCAAAUUUCGUGAUAACGCUGUUAUGGUGUGUAUGGAUGACAAACAUCACUGUAAGGUUGGUGAACCUGGACAUCCUGUCGCAGCAGUGGACAGAGGGAAAAGAGUAAUCGUUGGUCAGGAUUCUGUGUUUGCUGUUUCUGACCACGACUUCACAAAAUUCAGCAUUGUUCCAAGUGUGACAAUGCUGAUUGAUAUACCUGAAACCAUGGAUGGAUCGUUCUACCGUGGACAAGUUAAUGUCGGUGUCAAGGACUUGGUUCUGGAACCAUCAAAUCCCAUACGGCAUAUAACAGAACUGUCACAAAUAUUGAACAAUGAAGAUGCUGCCAAAUACAAGAAGCCCAUCAUGUGUAUUUACAGUGACGGGGGUCCAGAUCACCGCCUCACCUACAUGUCGGUACAGCUGGCAAUUCUGUGCCUGUUUCUCAAAGGAAAUUAUGACUACAUAGUUGCAGCAAGGACACCUCCAAUGUCGUCAUGGAAAAAUCCCCCAGAACGUAUCAUGUCUGUGCUGAACUUGGCCCUUCAGGCUGUUGGACUGAUGAGGAAGGAAACUUCAGAGGAGUGCGAGAGGAAGCUGAGGUCUGCUAACAGUUUGAAGCAAUUGCGUGAACUUGCUGACAAGUACCCUGACAUACAUGAGGAGAUGGUGGACAGUACACAACCAGUAAAGAUUUUACUGACACAACUCUUCCAACGACUGCAGCUGAAAGAUGAACCUUUCAAAUGUUUUACUGCUGCUAGUGACAGGGAAAUGAAAGAGUUUUGGGGGGCAUUGGACAGGUUUGGUGAACCACUGGACUUCAAUGAGAUGCAUCAGAAGGAACUGAAGCAAGCAGUGAAAGACAGAUCAAAAUGGACAAGAUUUGGCCAGAGCUUUCAGCAUUUUUGGAACACUGCUGCACAACCAGGAGCUAUUUCUUCACAAUCAAGAAAUGUGGUGUAGCUGAUUGUGAAAUAUGUCCUCCACCUGUUCUUCCCCCUGACCAGUUUGCUGAGCUCCAUCCGUUCCCAGAUCCUGUGCCAGGAGAUGAGGGCCAUUACAAGGACUUCUCGGAGUUGUAUGGCAUAGAGGAGACCAGUGAGGAGUUCUGUCCUUCUCAUCGACAAAAGAAGACUUCUAGUGUUCACCAUGGUCAUGAUAUACCAUUUUCCCCAUCAGCCCAAACAGCAAAGACAUGCCAGCAGACAGUGGCAUGCAUUGAGUGCAAUAGACCUAGAGUUGUCUACGCUGCUUCAAAACUUUCAAAUAGCGAACAGUCACUUUUAACCAGGCUAUUGUCAAUGUACCACUACUCUUGUGGAAGCAUCUUACAGGAACUGCAACCAGAAGAUGCUUCAAAAGCACCGAGAAUCAAUGCAUUGUUAACGAAAGUAUAUGUCAGAAGUAACAUCACAUGUGAUACUCCUAUUGAAGUCCCCUAUUUCAGCUCGAAGUGCUUUCCCCCUGUGUGCUUCCAUUGUGGCUCUGACACAGACCUUGUAAUAAAGGAGAGCCAAUAUCCAAUAUGUAAAAUCUGUGACACCAGAGACAAACAAGCUCUUAAAAGAAAGAGAAAUGUGUGGGAGGAACGAAAGGGGAGCAAAAAGACCAAAUCUUAAAACAUAGGGAGUUCCUGAUCACUUGCUUGUGUACAUCUGGUGAACAUUGAACAUAAAGUUGUAUUUCAAUUGUUUUUCAAUUUAAAUUGUAAGUUUAAUACCAGAAAAUAAAGACAAUAGUUUAAAA